Molecule: messenger RNA, 1539 nt
Organism: Magnolia sinica
Lineage: Eukaryota; Viridiplantae; Streptophyta; Magnoliopsida; Magnoliales; Magnoliaceae
Exons: 3
Coding region: 453-1277 (274 amino acids)
Source: RefSeq, a predicted model, not a curated record
AAAAAGUGUCCUCUUCUUUAGCUAUACUAUCGGCCAGGCCAUUUGCUUCUGUGCUCGCUUGGUUAAGCGAGACCAUCUUCCCUCUAACAAGAUCCUGAGCUCUCUAUUAAAUGGGCCAGUCUCCCGGGAGUUCUUUUUUAUGAAACCCAUGCAGCAGCAUUUGAAGAAUCCCCUCUGGUGACAAAAGCUAUUCUCCACCAUAAAAUAAAUAAUAAUAACAUUUAUUAUUUUGUGUGAAAAGUACCCCCAAAAUGAAAAGAUGGUGAUAAAUUAGACAGAAAAUUGAUUUUUGCUUCGGCCGUCUCCAUCCAUGUUGGACGCAUAUCAACAUGGAAAUUUUUUAAAACAUGUGUCCUAGUUACACAAGCAUUUAGAUUUUAAUAUUGAACAUAUAUCAACUUGAGAGGAGAUGCUCAACCAAUUUCUAAUAUUUCCUAAUAUUUUCGUAUGGCAUGUACACAAGACCACAGGCCAAGUCACCCACCAAAACCACGCUUUGCAAUCCGAAAUUACCCACCCAAACCAUGGCAUCCAAGCUCAGCUUAAAGCUUGUCCUAAACAAGAACACAGGAGAGGUGUUCUUUGGAGAGGCUGGAAAAGAAUUCAUAGAUUUUCUAUUCAGCCUCCUAGCAUUGCCAAUCGGGUACGUCGCAAAGCUCCUCACAAAGCAACACAUGGCGGGAUGCACUGGAAGCCUCUACAAUAGCCUUGAAAAUCUCACCGUUGAUUAUUUGCAACCCAACUUUGACAAAAAUACCCUCCUCAACCCCAAGAUGUCUAUUCCGUUGAGCAGUCAGAAUCCUCCCCUUCUGCUGCAAGAUGGUGCUUCCACCUCAUCAAAGUACUACUCAUGCGGCAACUCCAACUACAUCAAUCACCGCUGGAUUGCAGAUGUUAAGGGUGUGGCGUGUCCAUCUUGCAACAAUUCAAUGUUCCAGGAGUUUCUCUAUGUUAGGCCUAAAGGCGCAGCGUCUGGAUCAGACAGUGGAGGAGGUUGUGUUAAGGGUGUGGUGACUUACAUGGUGAUGGAUGAUUUGGUGGUGACGCCCAUGUCUACCAUAUCCAGCCUUUCUCUACUCAACAAGUACCAAGUCAGGGACUUGAGUGCACUCAAGGAGAAGGUUGUGGAAGUGGGCAUGGAUGAGGGUUUGGCGCUUUUAAAGGCUUCUUUGGAGUCAAAGACAGUGCUGACUGAUGUAUUUGGAGAAAAGUCAAAGAAUGUGCCGGUAAUGCAUAAAAAGGCCAGAGCACAUGUGACAGAAUCUCACUUGCACUGAUUGAUACCCUCAGGGUACUAAUCAUAUCCUUAGUGAGGAUCACCUAAAUCUUCUUCAUUUGCAAUUUUCUACUAUGCUGAUGUUGUUUUAUUUGUAAAUUGGUUUUCUAGGGUACGGCCCCGAUGAAAUCAUCCCCAGCGUCGUCGAAGAGAGCAUUCACUGGUGGCUUCCAAGUAAAGCUCGAACCCAUGGAGUAGCUGGAAUUUUGGAUACUGCUCCUCUUUUCUUUUUUGGAACGUUUUGGCUGGAAAUGUUUAUGAUC